This is a messenger RNA of Lucilia cuprina (Australian sheep blowfly), 1805 nucleotides long. It is a transcript of the gene Bacc, whose product is annotated as bacchus. The record is from RefSeq and is a predicted model, not a curated record. Lineage: Eukaryota; Metazoa; Arthropoda; Insecta; Diptera; Calliphoridae. The transcript is spliced from 3 exons. The coding region runs from base 919 to 1350 and encodes 143 amino acids.
AGUCGAGUACGGACAUCCAACGGGUACACAUCUCGGUGGUGGUUGAAAACACACAACUAACUUAAUUCUUACUACAACACUGUUUUACUACCUAAAGACAAGCGACAACAACGACGAGCAUUCAUUCCGUUCGUUUCGUUCAUUCAUCUAAACAGAAAAUUAUAGAUUGUUGUUGUUUUUACAUGAAAAUACAAUAACAAACGCAUUACAAAAAAAUAAAAACAAAACGACAAACUAAAAACAAAUACUCGUCGUUCGUACAUCCGACAGAUUGCAAAAUAUCAAGAGUAGUAGAAAAAUAAAAUUUUAGUACAUUCAUCACAUCUAGUUACUCAUUCAGUACGAGAUACAACUGCCUGUGUCUGCUGCUUAGUUCUACUACCUACUGUAGCAGAUUAUAUUGUGUACUGUAAUAUUUAUUAUACUUACAACUAACUCACUAACUAACUGAUAGAUAGAUAGACAAGCGCGGCUAACAACGUGUUGUCAGAGGGAUAGAGAGAGAGGCAAGAAACUGCUACACAGUUACAGAUACUCGUCCUCACAAACAUACACACACUCUCACUCAAUAAUAUCACAAUAAUAAACGAAAAAAAGUAUUUUAAAACUUAAAUACACACCGCUAACGUAAAAAUUAAACAGUGUGUCUGUGUUGCUCGUUGAAUACGGUUCUCGUGCGAAAAAAUUUGUUAUUUUCAAAAAGAAAAUUUAAAAAUAUUUAUUUAAAGAAAAAUAAUUGUAAAAUUUUAUAAAAAAUAAAAUUACAAUUUAUUAAGUGGAAUUUAACAAAAUAAAUACAUACACCUCUCUAUAUAACAGCCAAAGUUAUAUAAUUUAAAACAAUAAAAAGAAAUUAAAUAAAAUUUAUUUAAUUUUUUGUAAAUUAUAAACCUAUAUAUCUACACACAUACAAAUAUAAUGUCUGCCGCCACAGAACAACAAAAUAACGGUGAUGUCGCUGUUGAGAAAGUUGCCGCCGAUGCUGUUAAGGAUGAUUUAAAAUCACAGAAAGCUGCCGUAGAGGAUAGCAAACCAGCGGCGGCCGACAAUGGAACAGCGUCAAAGGACGAGGUCCAUGAUGAAGAUGCCGCACCCGCUAAAGAACAAGUCAAAGGAACAAAACGGCCGGCUGAAGCUAAAAAUUCAGAAUCAAAGAAAGCCAAGAAAGAAAAAGCCCCCGAUGCUGAGUCAGACGAUGAGGAAGUCAUCGAUGAGGAAGGCAAUGAGGGCGAUAGUGAUAUUGAAAGUGACGAAUAUGAUAUUCCCUACGAUGGCGAAGAAGAUGAUAUAGAAUGUGAAGAUGAUGAUGAUGAAAAUGAUGAUGGUUCGGGUUCCGACGAUCAGGCGUAAUGAUAAUAUAUUAGUCAAAACCUCUUAAAUUAAUAAUUAAUUGAAACAAAAUAAUGCAAAAAAAAUUAAAAUAUACAAAAACUCUAAAUUUAUACUUAUAAAUUUUUUAUGUUAAGAAAUAUUUUUUUAUUUCUUAUUUUAAUUUUAAUUGUAUGAGUGUGUAAUUCUAUAUAAUUUUUUUAAGAAAGGAAAGUUUUCAUUUGACAAGAUAAAUUUUCUUUUUUCGCUCUAUAUCUUUAAGUCGUCUUUUUUAUAUAUGUUAUUUAAAAAAGUAUAUAUAAUUUAAACACAAACAAAAAAUUAAAGAAAAAAUACAAAAAGUAAACACAAAACCAUUAAUUAAGCAUUAGACGUUAUAUAUGUAGCUAUACAAAAAGAAAAAAACAUAAAACAAACAAUAAUACAAGCAAAAAGUAUUUAAAUAAAACAUUAAAAAAACACAUUAAUUAUUUAAA